AUUAUAGCUCUGUUAUCGUUGUCUUCAUGGCUUUUUAUCAACUUAUAAGUGGGCCAUUAGUGAGUAGAGUCAAUAGCAGAAUGUCUGACAAAGGUCUGAGGUAUCUGAAAUGUUAUAACUUUUUUGAGUUUGGCAAACUUGUCUUUUGUGAUUUUGGGGAAGAUUUUAUCUAUGCCAUUGAGGAGCAGAGAAGGAGGGGCCAGUCACCCAGCUACACAGCAAGCCACGGAAAAAGAGCUCGAAUAGUAAGUGGCAAUGAUUUGGAUGCUUCCAAAUUCUCUGCACUCCAGGUGUUCAGUGGGGCUGGGCAUGGACUGUAUGGAAUAGAUAGCAUGCCUGAUCUCCGCAGGAAAAAGACAUUGCCUAUUGUACGGGAUGUGACCCUGGCUGCCUGGAAAUCUGGCCUGUCACUUGCUAUGGUCAUCAGGACAUCAGUGAACAAUGAAGAGCUGAAAAUGCAUGUCUUCAAGAAGACCUUGCAGGCAUUGAUUUAUCCCAUUUCUUCUACUACACCACACAACUUUGAGGUCUGGACAGCCACCACACCCACCUACUGCUACGAAUGUGAAGGGCUGCUGUGGGGCAUGGCAAGGCAAGGCAUGAAGUGUCUGGAGUGUGGGGUGAAAUGUCAUGAGAAGUGUCAGGACCUCCUCAACGCUGACUGUUUGCAGAGAGCUGCAGAGAAGAGCUCGAAGCACGGAGCUGAGGACAAGACUCUGACCAUCAUCACAGCCAUGAAAGAAAGAAUGAAGAUCAGGGAGAGAAACAGGCCAGAGGUGUUUGAAGUCAUUCAGGAAAUGUUCCAGAUAUCCAAGGAGGAUUUUGUGCAGUACACAAAGGCCGCCAAGCAGAGCGUGCUGGAUGGGACCUCUAAGUGGUCAGCAAAAAUAACCAUUACAGUGGUUUCUGCACAAGGCUUGCAGGCAAAAGACAAAACAGGAUCCAGUGACCCUUAUGUGACAGUUCAAGUUGGCAAAAAUAAAAGAAGAACGAAAACCAUCUUUGGAAACUUGAAUCCGGUGUGGGAUGAGCGGUUUUACUUUGAGUGUCAUAACUCGACGGAUCGAAUCAAGGUCCGCGUAUGGGAUGAAGACGAUGACAUAAAAUCCAGAGUUAAGCAGCACUUCAAGAAGGAGUCAGAUGAUUUUCUGGGACAGACAAUUGUGGAAACUCUCAGAAGGACUCUCAGUGGCGAGAUGGAUGUCUGGUACAACUUAGAGAAACGGACAGAUAAGUCAGCUGUGUCUGGGGCCAUCCAACUGAAAAUCAAUGUGGAAAUAAAGGGAGAGGAGAAGGUGGCACCAUACCAUAUACAGUAUACCUGUUUACAUGAGAACCUGUUCCAUUACUUGACUGAAGUGAAGUCUAAUGGCCGUGUGAAAAUACCAGAGGUCAAAGGUGAUGAAGCCUGGAAGGUUUUCUUUGAUGAUGCUUCUCAAGAAAUAGUGGAUGAAUUUGCCAUUCGUUAUGGGGUUGAAUCCAUUUAUCAAGCUAUGACGCACUUUUCAUGUCUGUCUUCUAAGUACAUGUGCCCGGGUGUCCCUGCAGUCAUGAGUGCCCUGUUGGCGAACAUCAACGCCUUCUAUGCCCACACAACUGUCUCCACUAAUGUGCAAGUUUCUGCCUCUGAUCGCUUUGCUGCUACAAACUUUGGGAGGGAAAAAUUCAUAAAACUACUGGACCAGCUGCAUAACUCUUUAAGGAUUUACCUGUCGAAGUACAGGGAAAACUUUCCCGCUGGCAACAGUGAGAGACUGCAGGACCUGAAGUCCACUGUGGACCUGCUAACCAGCAUCACCUUCUUCAGGAUGAAGGUUCUGGAGCUGCAGAGCCCACCAAAGACCAGCGCGGUAGUGAAGGACUGUGUCAGGGCCUGCCUGGAUUCUACAUACAGGUAUAUCUUUGACAAUUGCCACAAACUCUAUUCUCAGCUGAUAGACCCGAGUAAGAAGCAGGAUGUUCCUCGGGAAGACCAGGGACCGACCACCAAGAACCUGGACUUCUGGCCACAGCUGAUUACUCUGAUGGUCACUAUUAUCGAUGAGGAUAAGACUGCCUACACCCCUGUCCUCAAUCAGUUUCCUCAAGAACUAAACAUGGGAAAGAUAAGUGCCGAAAUCAUGUGGUCUCUCUUUGCCCUCGAUAUGAAAUAUGCUCUAGAGGAACAUGAGAAGCAGCGGUUAUGCAAGAGCACCGAUUAUAUGAAUUUGCAUUUCAAAGUGAAAUGGUUUUAUAAUGAGUAUGUACGAGAACUUCCUGCCUUCAAGGAUGCUGUUCCGGAAUAUUCCUUGUGGUUUGAGCCUUUUGUCAUGCAGUGGCUAGAUGAAAAUGAAGAUGUGUCCAUGGAGUUCCUUCACGGAGCACUGGGAAGAGAAAAAAAAGAUGGAUUCCAGCAGACAUCAGAUCAUGCCCUCUUCUCUUGUUCCGUGGUUGAUGUCUUUGCUCAGCUUAAUCAGAGCUUUGAGAUCAUUAAGAAACUGGAAUGCCCCAAUCCUGAAGCCUUAUCUCACUUAAUGCGAAGGUUUGCCAAGACCAUCAAUAAGGUUCUGGUCCAGUAUGCUGCCAUUGUAUCAAGUGAUUUCAGCUCGUACUGUGAUAAGGAGACUGUGCCCUGUAUCCUGAUGAACAACAUCCAACAAAUUCGAGUCCAGCUGGAGAAAAUGUUCGAAUCCAUGGGCGGGAAAGAGCUAGACCCUGAAGCCAGCACUAUUCUAAAAGAACUUCAAAUUAAACUCAACAGGGUUCUGGAUGAGCUCAGCGUCACUUACGGAGAUUUCCAACUUGUAAUUGAAGAGUGUAUAAAGCAGAUGGGCAUUGAGCUAAAUCAAAUGAGAGCAAAUGGAACCAGCACAGCGAAUAAGAACAGUGCAGCAAUGGAUGCAGAGAUUGUUCUGAGACCACUCAUGGACUUCUUGGAUAAAACAUUAAGUCUUUCAGCAAAAAUCUGUGAGAAAACGGUCCUGAAGCGAGUUCUGAAGGAACUCUGGAAGCUAGUUCUUAACAAGAUAGAGAAGCAGAUUGUUCUCCCUCCGCUGACAGACCAAACAGGGCCUCAGAUGAUUUUCAUUGCAGCUAAAGAUCUCGGUCAGUUAUCCAAACUGAAGGAGCACAUGAUUCGAGAAGAUGCCAAGGGGCUGACACCAAGACAAUGUGCAAUAAUGGAAGUGGUCUUGGCCACCAUCAAGCAAUAUUUCCAUGCUGGAGGAAAUGGCCUGAAGAAGAAUUUUCUGGAGAAAAGCCCAGACCUUCAUUCCCUGAGAUAUGCUCUUAGCCUCUACACACAAACUACUGAUGCUUUUAUCAAGAAGUUCAUAGAGACACAAAGCUCACAGAGCAGCCCCUCAAUCCACCUCCCCACUGCCAAGCAUUUCAUCUGGUGUGGAGAUCUGAAAUGA
This is a messenger RNA of Peromyscus maniculatus bairdii (prairie deer mouse), 3395 nucleotides long. NCBI's taxonomy places the organism in Eukaryota, Metazoa, Chordata, Mammalia, Rodentia, Cricetidae. The record is from RefSeq and is a predicted model, not a curated record.